Messenger RNA from Cooperia oncophora, 429 nucleotides. Lineage: Eukaryota; Metazoa; Nematoda; Chromadorea; Rhabditida; Trichostrongylidae. The record is from the annotation of a GenBank genome assembly.
AUGCAGAAUAGUAAUCCAAUGGGAAAUCCAAACAUGCCACCGGGUGGUUAUCCGCCCCCGAACCAAGGCCAACUCCAUCAGCAACAACCAGGCAUGGGCUAUUAUGGACAGCCAGGUCCUGGGCAGCCACAGCAACCUCCAAUGGGUAUGCAAAGCCAGCAGAUGAUGAUGGGCGGUGGCUCGUCAGGAAUGUCGAUGGGUUAUCAGAGUGGUGUACCGCAAAUGAUGCAGCAGCAACCUGUUCAACCAAAUCCUCCUGCCUCAAUGAUGCAACAGGCAAUAUUCGGAGCGCAAGCAUCAGCGUCGCGGCAACCGUUUUCGGGAUCAAGCGCGAAUCAGCCGACGGGAUUCAGCAGUUCAUCCUCAGUGUCGUCAAUGGCGAUGGGUGGAGUACCAACGCAAGGACCGCCAUCGUAUCCUACCCAACCA